Messenger RNA from Olea europaea var. sylvestris, 624 nucleotides. RefSeq lists its product as uncharacterized. The transcript is spliced from 4 exons. NCBI's taxonomy places the organism in Eukaryota, Viridiplantae, Streptophyta, Magnoliopsida, Lamiales, Oleaceae. The coding region runs from base 1 to 624 and encodes 207 amino acids. The record is from RefSeq and is a predicted model, not a curated record.
AUGGGAAAAUGGAGGAUAGACCAACUUGUUGAUUCGAUUCUUCGGCACGAACCGUUGAGCUUCAUGGAUGACUAUUCAGGCUAUAAUCAGAUCCCAAUGCACCCAAUAAAUGAAGAGCAUACGCCCUUUACAACAGAUCGAGAUCCAUAUUGCUACAGAGUGAUGUUCUUUGGGUUGAGAAAUACGGGGACUGCAUAUCAGAGGUUGGUAAUAGGAUGUUUGCUGACCUUAUUAGAAAAACAGAAGAGGAGAUACAGGAUGAGGCUUAAUCUCCUUAAAUGUGCCUUCAGAGUUGCUUCAAGGAAAUUUCUAGGUUAUAUGGUCAAUCAGAGUGGCAUUGAGGCCAACUCAGAGAAGAUCAGAGCUUUAAUUGAAAUGAGAUUGCCUCAAAAGCCCAAUGAGAUACAGUUUGAUUGGGUGCAUAGCAGCCUCGAGUCACUUUGUCUCAAAGAAAUGGAACCGCCAGAACGCCCACAUGGAGCCUCUUCAUGGACGGCUCCUCUGGGGAACCUUCUAGCAAGCCUCAGAUUAGCCAUAGAGAUGCAAGUGAAAAGGUUGGUCAUCAAUAAUGAUUCACAACCAGUGGUCAACCAAGUUAAUGACAGUUUUUUGGGUCAAAGAUAA